Branchiostoma floridae (Florida lancelet) is the source of this 2172-nucleotide messenger RNA. RefSeq names its product acidic repeat-containing protein-like. Lineage: Eukaryota; Metazoa; Chordata; Leptocardii; Amphioxiformes; Branchiostomatidae. The record is from RefSeq and is a predicted model, not a curated record. The coding region runs from base 111 to 1397 and encodes 428 amino acids. The transcript has 4 exons.
CAUCUCAGUGCAAAGAGAUCCAACUGCGGAUGUGCAUUUUCAUUCUCCUACUGGCUUUUUCAUUUGCGUCUUGAAAUUCGUUAAGUUAUGUUGUUUGAUUUAGUGAGAAAAUGAUAGGCUUGAUGUUAGUGACCACUGGGGUACUCCAGGACUUAAUGACGAGGUCUAUCAACGUCCUGCUGAGGUCAGUCGCAGUAUCAGCACAGACUGUCAGGCCUGAGACUACUGCGUGCAAGACAGACAUGCGCAAUGGCUCUGACGUGGCUGCUGAGUCCGAGACGAAGCCGGAGAGUCGCGAGAGUCUAAAUGGACCAGGCGCAUGCGCACCUACGGAUGAGGCCCCACAGACCAGUGUAGCAGGAAAGUCCGCAUCACCGGCAGAUGUUGUAGACAACCGGAGUGGCCGUGGCACAGAUGACACCAUGGCCAGUGUCGGAGUCUGCGACGACACCACGGCCAGUGUCCGUGUCUGCGACGACACCACGGCCAGUGUCCGUGUCUGCGACGACACCACGGCCAGUGUCCGUGUCUGCGACGACACCACGGCCAGUGUCCGUGUCUGCGACGACACCACGGCCAGUGUCCGUGUCUGCGACGACACCACGGCCAGUGUCCGUGUCUGCGACGACACCAAGGCCAGUGUCCGUGUCUGCGACGACACCAAGGCCAGUGUCCGUGUCUGCGACGACACCACGGCCAGUGUCCGUGUCUGCGACGACACCACGGCCAGUGUCCGUGUCUGCGACGACACCACGGCCAGUGUCCGUGUCUGCGACGACACCACGGCCAGUGUCCGUGUCUGCGACGACACCAUGGCCAGUGUCCGUGUCUGCGACGACACCAAGGCCAGUGUCCGUGUCUGCGACGACACCAUGGCCAGUGUCCGUGUCUGCGACGACACCACGGCCAUUGUCGGAGUCUACGACAAGAAGCCGGAGAGUCGCGAGAGCCUGAAUGGGCCAGGCGCAUGCGCACCUAUGGGUGACGCACCACAAGCCAGGAGGGCCGGAAAGUCCGCAUCACCGGCAGGUGUUGUAGGUCGACCUGCUCCGGUCAACCUGCCCCGUCAAAGCUCUCUGGUGCCUACCCCUGCACGGUCUACAGGCGACCGGGAUGGACAGCGUCCAGCCAACAAGACCGGUGCCAGGAAGAAGGUAACCUUCGCACCGUCUACAGACGAUCGGGAUGCCCAGCAUUCAGCUGACAAGAGUAGUGCCAGGAAGAAGGAAACUGGCGGCUCAGCCGGGGGUACAAAGCUGAAGGCGAAGGAAGCGCAGAAGGUGGGGAAGAUGAGAAGAGGAGGCAGGAGGCAGGCGCCGGCGAAGUCUCGGGAGGCGGCAAAGUCUCACGAGAAGAAAAAGUAUGGUAAGAAGGCGGCUAAGAAGGCUCGUUUGUAGCGCAGAAGGUAGCAGAGAGUGCUGACAUGUACGCGGUGGCGAGCCUUUCCAAACGCACGGAUCGGAACCAGGGUGUCUGCAGCUAUGUACCCACUCACGCCGAAUCUGAUCUUCCGUGCACCGGACAGUAGCUUAGUAAUCAGUAGAUAUGUAAGCAGUAAGCAGCAGAUACGUCCGAACAGACUGGUUGGUUUUGCGUGUAAAAGUCGCUCCUUUCGUAUCUGAGAGAGGUGAUGUUAUCGAGGACAUGAUACAAUGUUCUUGAUAUUGAUUAUAUAGUAUAUUGUGAUAUUGAUGUACAUUGAACGUAUAUAUACUUCUGUGCGUACAGACCGGUCAGUUUUGCGUGUAAAACACGCUCCUUUCGUAUCUGAGAGAGGUGAUGUUAUCAAGGACAUGAUACAAUGUCUUGAUAUUAUAUGCAUAUCGAAUGAUGAUAUUGAUAUAUGUUGAACGUAUGUGGUAUGUCUUCUGUGCAUCAAUAGAUACACACGAACAGACCGGGUAGUUUUGUGUGUAAAAUUAACCCCCUUCGUAGCCGAGAGAGGAGAUAUUAUCAAGGACAUGAUACAAUGUUCUUGAUAUAGGAUAUGAAUAUAUGAAGCUUUGUCACACAUAUGAAGUUGUAAACUACAGGUAGAAUUUUAUCCUGUAGUGCAUAAAUUCCACGUGGUAUUAUAUCCGUGUAUUUAGAAGUCUACUAUGUCUCAGCUAUAAAGUUGCUGACGUUGUGAAGUACACAUUAGAAUAAAAGAACAUGUUAUUGUUGUCAUGA